This is a messenger RNA of Peromyscus leucopus (white-footed mouse), 5265 nucleotides long. It is a transcript of the gene Phf2, whose product is annotated as PHD finger protein 2. The record is from RefSeq and is a predicted model, not a curated record. NCBI's taxonomy places the organism in Eukaryota, Metazoa, Chordata, Mammalia, Rodentia, Cricetidae. The coding region runs from base 115 to 3414 and encodes 1099 amino acids. Gene Ontology annotation, molecular function: transcription coregulator activity; histone demethylase activity. Gene Ontology annotation, biological process: regulation of transcription by RNA polymerase II; protein demethylation. The transcript is spliced from 22 exons.
GCUCCGGCCGCGGCGCCCGCGCCCGCCGCCCCCGCCGCCCUCGCCGCGCGGCCCCCGGCCCGGCCCGGCCCGACCCGGGCAGCGCAGCGGCGGGGCGAGCGGCGGCGCGGCAACAUGGCGACGGUGCCCGUGUACUGCGUCUGCCGGCUGCCCUACGACGUUACCCGCUUCAUGAUCGAGUGCGACGCCUGCAAGGACUGGUUCCACGGCAGCUGUGUUGGGGUGGAAGAGGAGGAGGCACCCGAUAUCGACAUCUACCACUGUCCCAACUGUGAGAAAACCCACGGCAAGUCCACGCUCAAGAAGAAGCGGACCUGGCACAAACAUGGCCCUGGGCAGAUGCCGGACAUGAAGCCAGUGCAGAAUGGCAGCCAGCUCUUCAUCAAGGAGUUGCGGAGUCGAACUUUCCCCAGUGCUGAAGAUGUGGUGUCCCGUGUGCCAGGCAGCCAGCUCACUGUGGGCUACAUGGAGGAGCAUGGCUUCACCGAGCCCAUCCUUGUCCCCAAGAAAGAUGGACUGGGCCUGGCUGUCCCUGCCCCAACAUUCUAUGUGAGUGACGUGGAGAACUAUGUGGGGCCAGAGAGAAGCGUGGAUGUGACAGACGUCACCAAGCAGAAAGACUGCAAAAUGAAGCUGAAAGAAUUUGUGGACUAUUACUAUAGCACCAACCGCAAGCGUGUCCUCAAUGUGACCAACCUUGAAUUCUCAGACACCAGAAUGUCCAGCUUUGUGGAGCCACCUGACAUUGUGAAGAAACUUUCAUGGGUGGAAAACUACUGGCCUGAUGAUGCAUUGCUGGCCAAGCCCAAGGUGACCAAGUAUUGCCUGAUCUGUGUGAAGGACAGCUACACUGACUUCCACAUAGACUCUGGGGGUGCCUCGGCCUGGUACCAUGUCCUCAAGGGGGAGAAGAUCUUCUAUCUCAUCCGGCCAGCCUCAGCCAACAUCUCCCUGUAUGAACGCUGGCGGUCAGCCUCCAACCACAGCGAGAUGUUCUUUGCCGACCAGGUAGACAAAUGCUAUAAGUGCACAGUCAAGCAGGGGCAGACCCUCUUCAUCCCCUCAGGCUGGAUAUACGCCACGCUCACGCCCGUGGACUGCCUGGCCUUCGCUGGACAUUUCCUCCACAGCCUCAGUGUGGAGAUGCAGAUGAGGGCAUAUGAGGUGGAAAGAAGGUUAAAACUAGGCAGCCUGACUCAGUUUCCCAACUUUGAAACUGCCUGCUGGUACAUGGGGAAGCACCUAUUGGAAGCAUUCAAAGGUUCUCACAAGUCUGGGAAACAGCUGCCCCCACAUUUAGUUCAAGGAGCUAAAAUUCUCAAUGGUGCUUUCAGGUCAUGGACGAAGAAGCAGGCUUUGGCAGAUCACGAGGACGAGCUCCCCGAGCACUUCAGGCCCUCACAGCUCAUCAAGGACCUGGCCAAAGAGAUCAGGCUCAGCGAGAACACCUCCAAAACUGUCCGACCUGAAGUAAAUGCUGUCGCCUCCUCAGAUGAGGUCUGUGACGGGGACAGGGAGAAGGAGGAACCGCCAUCUCCCAUUGAGACUACCCCACCUCGAUCCUUCCUGGAGAAAGUGUCCAAAAAAAAGACUCCCAAGACUGUGAAGAUGCCCAAGCCAUCCAAAAUCCCCAAGCCUCCCAAACCCCCCAAGCCCCCCAAGCCCCCCAAAACCCUGAAGCUCAAGGAUGGAAGCAAGAAGAAAGGGAAGAAAUGCAAGGAGUCGGCCUCACCCACCAUCCCCAACCUGGACCUGCUGGAGGCCCACACGAAAGAGGCGCUGACCAAGAUGGAGCCACCCAAGAAAGGAAAGACCCCAAAGAGUGUCCUGAGUGUUCCCAAUAAGGACACAGUCCACACACAGAAUGAUAUGGAGAGGCUGGAAAUCCGAGAGCAAACUAAGAGCAAAUCAGAGGCCAAGUGGAAGUACAAGAACAGCAAACCUGACUCUUUACUAAAGAUGGAGGAGGAGCAGAGGUUGGAGAAAUCACCCCUGGCUGGGAACAAGGACAAGUUCUCCUUUUCUUUCUCCAACAGAAAACUUCUAGGCUCCAAGGCCCUCAGGCCCCCGGGCAGCCCUGGUGUGUUUGGGACCUUGCAGAGCUUCAAGGAGGACAAAGCCAAGCCUGUACGCGAUGAGUAUGAGUAUGUAUCGGAUGAUGGGGAGCUGAAGAUAGACGAGUUUCCCAUCAGGAGGAAGAAGAAUGCCCCCAAAAGGGACUUGUCCUUCUUACUGGACAAGAAGGAGGCUCUCCUCAGGCCCGCCGCAAAGCCAAAGCUGGACUCUGCGGUAUACAAGAGUGACGACGACUCCUCUGACGAGGACUCUCUGCACAUCGACACGGACACCAAGCCAGGCCGCAACGCCAAAGUCAAGAAGGAGAGCGGGAGUUCUGCAGCAGGCAUCCUGGACCUGCUGCAGGCCAGCGAGGAGGUCGGGGCGCUCGAGUACAACCCCAACAGCCAGCCCCCUGCCUCCCCCAGCACACAGGAAGCCAUUCAGGGAAUGCUGUCCAUGGCCAACCUGCAGGCCUCGGACUCCUGCCUGCAGACCCCAUGGGGCACUGGCCAGGCCAAGGGUGGGUCGCUGGCAGCUCACGGUGCCCGGAAGAAUGGCGGUGGCAGCAAAGGCACGAGCAAACGCCUGCUGAAGAGGACCGCCAAGAACAGUGUCGAUCUGGAGGACUACGAGGAGCAGGACCACCUGGAUGCCUGCUUCAAGGACUCAGACUACGUUUACCCCUCCCUGGAGUCUGACGAAGAUAACCCUGUCUUCAAGUCCCGGUCAAAGAAGAGGAAAGGCUCAGAUGAUGCCCCCUACAGCCCCACAGCCAGGGUUGGCCCGUCGGUGCCAAGACAGGACAGGCCUGUGCGUGAGGGGACCAGAGUGGCCUCCAUCGAGACUGGGCUGGCAGCUGCUGCAGCCAAGCUGUCCCAGCAGGAGGAGCAGAAAAACAGGAAGAAGAAGAACACCAAAAGGAAGCCGACUCCUAACACUGCCUCCCCCUCCAUCUCCACCACCUCCACCUCCACGGGUACCACCUCGGCCUCCACCACCCCAGCCUCCACCACCCCGGCCUCCACCACCCCAGCCUCCACCACCCCGGCCUCCACCAGCACAGCCAGCAGCCAGGCCUCACAGGAGGGCAGCUCACCUGAGCCCCCACCUGAGUCACACAGCAGCAGCCUGGCUGACCACGAAUACACAGCAGCCGGCACAUUCUCAGGGGCCCAGGCUGGCCGUGCCUCCCAGCCCAUGGCCCCCGGAGUCUUUCUCACACAGAGGCGGCCUUCUGCAUCAUCCCCCAACAACACUGCUGCCAAAGGAAAGCGUACGAAAAAGGGCAUGGCCACGGCCAAGCAAAGGCUUGGAAAGAUCUUGAAGAUCCAUCGGAAUGGGAAACUGCUCCUCUAAGGCUUGGGAAGCCAGGAUCCUUCUGCUCUGCUCAGGACCCCCGGAGCCCCGCUACAUCAGCCCCUCCCAGGAGGGUGGCUGUGCCGCCUGGCCCAGGAGGGCCUUGCCUCCUCCCAGCCACCUCUCCCCCACGCGAGCAUCUGUCCCUUGAGCAGGUGGAGCGAGCGGAGCAUGGCCGUCCCUUGUUGUGAACAUGGACAUCCUUUCUCAAGUUGCUUAGAGUGACCAGUUCCUGAAAGUGGCCCUGCCAACUUAAGGACCAUUCCGGUUUCAGGACAGCCUCCAGGCACCCCACCAGAGCCUGGUGACCUCUAUGGCUCUGCUUGGGAGCAUGAGGCCUUCAAGGAAGGCGAAGUGAGCCACGCUCACCGAGUCUGAGCUGGCCCCAGGCUGGCAGCCUCCAAAGGCGUAAAACAAGGCAAAGAAAGAAAGGACACAGAAAGAGAGGAGCUGUGGGCUAUUGAAUGUCCCCUCCCUCCUCUUCCUGAGUGAGUCUUACCGCACUUGGCCAGUGAGGAGAGGUCGCCCCAGCUUCCUGGCCGGCAGGUAGCAGGCUAGAUAGUGGGUGUCACACCCCGAAUGCCUGGGGACAUUUGCGGUUGUCAGGACCCACAGUUAGGUUGGUGUGUUAGUGGGUGGAGGAGCCACUGUGGGGUCCCAGGGGAAGGGUGACAGCUCAGCCACGUCUUAGGGUCCAGGGGACCCAGGCUAAGCCACGUGGAGGGGCCCCACUCUGGAACAGCACUUCUAGGCCAAGGCACCCUGCCCUGAGCGGGCAGACAGGUGGGCAGGGCCACAGGGCUGGAGCCAGCAUGGCAGCGCUUGUCUGAGCCCCUGGGUGGCAUCAUGAGCAUGGGCCAACCCAGGUGGCGUGUCCACCCAUCAACACAGAGGGGCUGGGUUUGUUUCUCAGGCAAUCCUGUAUUUUCAUUUUAGAUGUAUUUCCGGAAGCAUAUUUUUCAUAGAAUGUAGCGUGUAAAUAGCUUUUUAAAUGACUUCUUUUUUAUAAGAGCAAAAGUAUCUCUAGGAAUUUCUUUCUAUAGAGUCCUUCAUUAACCUUUAUACGAGUUUUUGCUCCCCUCACCCUGGCUCUGAUGGACGGUCGGGUUCCGACCCCCACCCCCUUCUCUUUCUUUCUCUCUUUCUUUCCUUUUGUUACUCCUCUUACUUUCCUCGUAGGAACUAAGGUAUUGCCUGAAAAACAACGGCGUCUGCGCAGCCUUACACUCUGCCUCUCAGAGCGGAUAGUACAGAUUCCCUCCCACACGCCCUGAAGCCGCGUCUCCAAUCUCACACCAGCUCUUGGCUCUCCUUCUUGUGUGACGAGGGGUCGGGGAUGCAGUUAUUUUACUAGCACCUUGUGAAGUAUUUGUGUUUCGUGAUGCUGUAAUUUAUUAAUGUUUGUAGCUUUUUAUAUUUGUACAUUUCUUAUGAGGUUUGUUUCUACACCCGUUACCCGGAUGUGUUGUCCAUGAGGAGAUGCAGCUUGGCGGAGGCCUUAUCCACUCCCAUUUGACCUGUUUGGAGGGACGCCAUCCCCAGGGCCCGGGGCUGGGAGAGGGGCAUCUCGCGGGCCCCAGGCUUACUCAGAACUGGUGUUUUUAAAGUUUCCUUGACCCUGUCCUUGUGAACAUUUCUAUAAUCUUAACCCGGGCAUCAAGCUGUUUUCUCUCCUUCUCUUUUUAAUUUUAUUAUUAUUUUGGCGACAUGUACAUUUCUAACAAAGUUUAUCGUGGCUAUUAAAGUGUUCUAUUUCCCAGUUCAUAUUACUCUUGUAUCGAGUCCAUGAGGUCUAAGGCAACUUGGACCAAAGUUUUAAAAAAGUAAAACUAUUUCAGGUUUUGUACAGAA